GCCACGAUAGUAGGAGUGAUAUGAAAGAAAAAGACGAAUUACAAGAAAGAGAUGAUGACAAAACACCCACAAACGAAAUAUCCAUGAGUUCUAUUAACGAUAUAACUGAUAAUUCAGUGUUUAAAGAAUCUAUGGAAAGUGAGAAGCAAGUUAUGUUAUUAGCCGAUGAUCUAAAGAAUGAACUUAUUAUUGCUGAUGAAGAAAAGGACGAUGAUAGUUCCGAACGAAAUAAGUUCGUAAAUGCUUGGGUGUCCCGAAUGGCUUGUGAAGAAAAAGAUUUAUAUUGGCUGCUGGAGGAAGUAACGCAAGAACAACAACAUUUAACGGCAUCUAUUAUUGAUUUCGUUAUGACUGAAGAACCCUGUGAUAUAGAUAUACUUAGGAGGGCUUUGUAUUGUCAGGUACAAAGAGCGGAGAUAAGACGAAAAGGUUAUUCCAUAAUAAACAGUAUUAUUCAUUCCUCACAAACUAUGUCAGAUAGCAUUAAAUAUGCAGCGCUAUCUGGUAUAUCGGGUGCUUGUAUGGCGGACUCGGUGCCACAUACACCAUUGAAACCUACCAUUCCAUUGACCAGACCCUUGCAAGGCAUUGAAUCUGUGAUACCGUAUUUGAAGUACAUGGUGCUUUUGGAGAAGUCGAAAUUGAUGGACUUCAUACUGAUAGAGCUGAAGACGAGGGUUGUUGAAGGUGAACAAAGCCAGCCGCUGCCUCUUAAAAUGAGCGCGAAUUAUGGUGCUCAUGCAUUGUUAAACAAACCUUCUAGAGCUAGGUUUCUAAUCGCGUUAUUGUCCCUCCUGAUUGAAGGAUGUCAGGGCCCGGAAUUAGAACAGCUAAUUAAUGGCGGAGCACUCAGUUCCUGCUUGACAUUACUCAAACAAAUCGGUGGCGAUACUUCACAACACGCGUCACUUAUUUGUCAUGGAUUAAAGUCUAGAUCGGAUUGCCUAAUUAUUUAUGAGGACGAAAGACUAGGCGCUAGAGCUAGAGGAGCAUCUUUAUCAGGACCGGAAUUAGCUUCUUUGAUGAAGAUUGGAACUCGAGUUGUACGUGGAAAGGACUGGAAGUGGGGAGAUCAGGAUGGUGUACCCGGCGGCGAAGGUAGAGUUAUCGGCGAGCUAGGCGAGGACGGCUGGGUCCGCGUGGCGUGGGACGCGGGAGGUACAAAUUCAUACCGCAUGGGGAAAGAAGGGAAGUACGACCUCAAGCUCGCGAGGUCUCCCUCCCCACCGCCCUCCGUCGUCGAAACUGUGCAGGGGUCACCUGAGGCUACUCAAGACUGGUGGCCCGUAAGCGAAGUGCGCGCGGCGUGCAUAAGCGCGGUGCGUGCUAUGUGCGCGGGAGUUAGUGCGUGUGCGGGCUCCAGCAGCUCAAGUAUCACUGCGCGAAGAAACGUCGCCGCAUUACAGAGGAGAUUGUUGGCCCUUGCGCAUGCGCAUAUAUCACCACCGCCUACUGCAUUUGGUGGACAUUUGCACACAGCGCUUGCUUUGUUGAGAGCAAGCGCUCAAACACUCGAGAUGAGGAAAGCACUUUGCACAGACGCGUGGUUCGAACUUUGCUACAGUAUUAUUUCCUCUACCGACAAACCUAUCACGCAGGAUUUGGUUUAUCUACAGAUCCAAUCCGUGUGGCUCCUACACCGCGUGCUCGGCGAGCACACGGGCGCGGUGGAGUGGCGGCGCACGGUGAGCGCGCAGCUGGCGGCGCUGGCCGGCCGGCUGUGGCUCGAGACGCACGCCGCCGACCCCGCGCUGCGCCCGCACGCGCUCCCGCUCGCGCCGCUGCCGCACCACGUGGAUGAGGAGGAAGUGGACAACAGAUGGCGAGCGCCGGCCACGGCCAGCUACACGGGCGCGACUUGCGCUGCGAUAAUCAACUUGUUGCGUCAAUUGCACACCAUGCCGCAGUGGCACGGACCCAUUACUAGUAUGUUGCUGGAAAAAAUGCAGCUGGCUGCACAAAUGAUAACAAAUGACUGGCAUUGGUGGCCACAUGCUAGUCAAGAUUUGGCGCAAACUUUGAAACCAGCACCGCCUUCACUAAAUACUUGUUUAAUAGCUGGUGCCCUUGGUGUAUUGGGUGGUAUGGAAUGGCGUUUGCGGCUCGGGCAGCGAGUGAGCACCGGUUCGCCGCCAAAGAACGCUGUUGUUACACAAUUUUCUACAAGAGCCAAAAUUUCUCUUGUUCACGAUGAUAACACGAUUACCAAGACUGAUCUAAAUAGCGUGCAGAACUUGGAGUGUGAGAAGUUGAGUCACCCGCUGGGCGGUGGCGAGAGCGCGCUCCGUGUGUGCGCCGCCUUACUGGGCGCCGGCCCGCAAGCGUCCCCCAUGCAUCCGCACCAUUUGCCUGCCGAAAUAGAUGUGUUUGGACUAAGGAGGCAGCAAAUGGAACUGUUAACACUAUCAGCUGUUAGAGGCUUGUUGACGACGCGUACGCGCCUCAGGAACGUGUUAAUGCAACCACCGGAUAAUAAUAGUGCAUCUCUCGAAAGAGGCACCAAUUCACUCGGAACGGAGGGUACUCUAUUGCGACGGCUGUUGGCGCUAGCGACUCGCCCCAGUCCACUCGCUGCGUCACAUACACCAAGAGAACUGGCUACAGCCGCAUUGGCGAUUUCUCAACAAUUAGCUGCGCAUAUAGCGAGUGAUGAAAAAGAUUAUGAAUCUCCACCGGAAUUACCUAUCAUCGAUAAAAGUAACAUACUGCAAGUGUCUUUGGGACCAUCUACGAGUACUGCAUCGCUGUCUCGUAAAGAUCUCAACACGUGGGCUAACUCUGCGCAAGUACAGCAGGUUAUAGAGAUGGGAUUUUCAAGGCAUGCUGUAUAUGGUGCUAUACAGACAUUAGGUGGAACCAGUCUACCAACCGUCGAGGCAUUAGUGGCUUAUCUAUUAGAGUUGCCACAACAAGGCAUGGAUGAUUCAGUGUUCGAACCCAAGCCUCAUUCAUCGAAAAUGGAAAAGAAACAGACUCCAUAUAGAUGGCGCAGUUGUUUCGCUUCUGAAGACGAAUACGCUCAAUACCUUUCGGAUAUUAUAACCCCUGGGAUGACUGUACGUUGUUGUAAGGCGUAUGAGAGUAUUGCUCUUGGCGAUGUUGGACAAGUACAAAAAGUUGAACGUGAUAUCAAGCAGAAUGUUUAUUUGCAAGUUGAAUGGAGAGGUCUAGGGCGUAUAUCUGGUAUUCGAGCACUACAUGCGGAAGUGGUGUCCGGAGCACCACCAUUCACACCCGGGGACCGAGUGCGUGUGCGAGCCGCUGUCACUCAGCCGCGGUAUAAGUGGGGUUGUAUUGAUCAUACUAGCGUGGGCACCGUUACGGCUAUAUCAAGCAAUGGACGAGAUUUGACAGUGGACUUUCCCCAACAACCUGGUUGGACUGGCCAAGUCAGUGAAAUGGAACUUGUAACGGAUCAGUCGGAGUGGGGCGAGAGCGCGGGCGGCACGAACGUGGGGUGGCGUGGCGCGGUGCGGGCGGUGCGCGUGUCGUCGUGCCGCGCGGGCGCCGGCGCGCGCCGCCUGCUCGACUCGCAGCCGCACACGUACUGGCAGAGCUGCACCGGCGCUGGACAGCACUGGAUACGUGUAGAAAUGCGUUGCGGGGUCCGCAUCCGUCGCCUGGGUCUGGGAGUGGCUGGCGGCGUGCACGGUCCCUCCGCCCUCUCAGUACGGGCGGGCUCUAGUUUCGAGGACGCCACUCUGUCGCCGCUCGCCGCGGUGCCGUGUGCGCCCGCGCCGCCCUCUAGGGACCGGCCCCCGACACACUUGGCGCAGAUACAGCUGCUUUCUGAUUGUAAACAAUAUUAUUCUUGCAUAGAAAUCGGAAUCAAGCAAAAUCGCAACGUCAACGCUGACUGUCGAGUAUACGGCCUCUAUAUCACUGGAUUUAGACCUAACCCUCUUUAUACAGAAAUAUUAUCCAGUAUGAAUUUUGUAGCGGAAGACUGGAUGGAGAGAGACAUCUCAUCUAGCGCAAUGUCUUCUGAUAAUAAUGCGCCUAUUAUGCCAUCCGAUUGUCCUAAAGUUUAUGUUUGGGGAUUGAACGAUAAAGAUCAAUUAGGAGGCGUGAAGGGCUCCAAAGUGAAAGUGCCCGUUUUCUCACCAGUUCUUAGUGCACUGCGGCCGCUACAUGUCGCUGGCGGAUCUAAAACUCUCUUUAUUGUCUCACAUGAUGGCAAGCUAUACGCAUGUGGAGAAGGCACAAAUGGGCGACUCGGUCUUGGCCACAGUAAUAACGUGUCCACUCCGCGGGCUAACCCAUACCUCUCGCAUGUGCUAGUGCGGCGAGUCGCUGUGCAUUCCGGUGGGAAACAUGCUUUAGCUCUAACUGCUGAUGGAAAGGUUUAUUCGUGGGGCGAAGGUGAAGAUGGCAAACUGGGACACGGGAACCGGUUAACAUUAGAAGCGCCACGUCUCAUAGAAUCUUUAGCGGGUGAACGAGUUGUGAACAUUGCGUGCGGUUCAGCGCACAGUGCGUGCGUGACCGCGCGGGGACACUUGUACACGUGGGGCAUGGGCGAGUACGGACGGUUGGGACAUGGGGACGACACUACCCUUUUGGCGCCUAAGAUGGUGGAAGCUCUUGCGGGAUUUAGAGUUAUUCAAGUAGCUUGUGGAUCCCGGGACGCACAAACUUUAGCCCUUACAGCUUGUGGCAAAGUAUUCUCUUGGGGAGAUGGUGAUUUUGGAAAGUUAGGUCGGGGCGGUUCGGAUGGAUGCGCUGUGCCAAUGAAUGUUGAGAGACUAAACACCCUUGAUGUAAUUCAGGUUGAAUGUGGUGCUCAGUUCAGCUUAGCUCUAACGCGAGAUGGAGAGGUAUGGACAUGGGGCAAAGGUGACUAUUUCCGCUUAGGUCACGGAUGUGACGCACACGUCCGCAGACCGACGAUAGUGGAAGCGCUCAAAGGCCGGCGCGUGAUACACGUGGCCGUGGGCGCGCUGCACUGCUUGGCUGUCACUAGCGAUCAUCAGGUCUGGGCGUGGGGUGACAACGACCACGGGCAGCAAGGCAACGGCACCACGUGCGUGAACCGGCGGCCGGCGCUGGUGGCGGGCGUGGAGGGCGUGCAGCGCGCGGCGGCCGGCUCGUCGCACUCCGCCGCGUGGGCGCUGCGCCCCGACCUCAGCGCGGAUGCGCACGCGCCGCACGUCGCGCCGCUGCCCUUCCCCACGCUCAAGGAUCCGCUGGGUGCCCACAGCCUUGGUUUGUAUUCAGAGGAAAAUAAUGUAGAGGAAGCUCCAGGCCCUCGCCCCUCCUUGGCAGCAGCGGCGCUUGCGCUGGAGCCGCCUGUUGCAGUACAACAUGCAUUGUCUUUAAUUUUACUCGCAUUGCAUAUUACCCAGGCGCGUUGCCUGCUGGUGGAAGCAUUAAGAGCUCACGAAGUGUGUACGAACACGCCAUCAGUCGGGUUAGAGACUGAAGAUGAUGACACCGAGGCUGAUGCCCGAACUGGUGGAGGGGAGGCUCCCGCUGAUAGGGCCACUCUACCCAGUGGGGCGAGCAGUCCACUAAGCGGUUCGAUUUCAUCCCGACACUCUGCCGUGAUGUCGUCUAGCGCAGUGUCCGUAGCUGCGGCCACUAUGACCGUUCAACAGGCUGAGGCGCCUAAGGUGGAAUUGGACGACUUUACCUCGCAAUUGGGCGAAGCGGACGCAAGGGCCUUGGUCGAUCUUCUGAAGUUGGCUGCGGCUGGACGUAUGCCCGAUGCUGGGAACGCUGUUAAAGUGAUUACUGAUGUUCUUAUGGCUCUAUGCGCCCGCAAAGCAAGCGUAGCGGAUAUGGUGGUCGAAGUGUGCGUGUGCGAGCUGGAGGAAGCCGCUGCGGGCAGCGGCCGUCCGCCGCCGCACCCCGUCACUGUGGACAGCCCGCACCCCUACGCGGAUGAUACCGAUAUAUCGGGCGUUGUCAAAAUCCUGGGCGCUUGUUCCCUUCGCGUGUCGUUCGAGCAGGGUUGCUCCACAGAGCGCCGUAACGAUCCGCUCACUAUAUCCGAUGCGGCCGGUCGAGUACUAGCAACUCGAUCAGGAAGGGAACCCGCUGAUUGGGCACAGGAGGUUAUUGUUAAUGGUGAUGAAUUGCGUUGGAGAUUUACCAGCGAUGGAUCUGUUAAUGGUUGGGGAUGGCGGUUUACGGCGCACCCUGUGCUGCCUACAUAUUCGCCUUCGGACAGUGGAACUGACCGAUAUGUCUUAUCGUGUCCUUCUGUGGAGUUAGCGUGGAGGUUAUUGGAUGGUCCACUGUUAUCGGCAAUUUCAAACGAUCAUCAGCUCGCUCCAAGAUUGGCGCAAGCGCUGGCGAUUUGCGCACAAAUGCCUACCUUAUCGUGGCGCGCCCGCGUGUGGUGCGUGCGGCGGCUGCGCGGCGUGGUGUGCGGCGCGGGCGAGCCGAGCGCGGGCACGCCGGCCGCGCUGCAGCACCUGCCGCAGCUGCUGCAGGCGCAGUACGAGCACGAGGCGCCCGCGCUGCGCACCGCCACGCACCUCAUGCACACGCACUAUCUCAAGGAACUGGCGUUACUCGCAUGCGGUUUACGUAUGGACGCACGCAUGUCCAACGGAUCAGAUGCGGCGCGGUGGUUCAAGCGCUACUGCGUGUGCGUGCGCACAGCAGACGCGUUGAUACGUCGUACCCCACUGCCACCACCGUUCCUAGCCGAUGUGCGCAAGAGGUUGGCAGACCUUGGCGUGUAUGGAGAUGAGGGUGGGGAACAAGGUUCUGGCAACGUUUGGGAAGAUAACAUCAAGUUUACAAGGCAGCAUGAUGAGCAAUUACUCCAUUGGGUUAAUAAGCGGCCGGACGAGUGGACGGGGUGGUGGGGCGGCGGCGCGCGCGGGUGCGCCGUGUACGGGUGGGGGCACAACCACCGCGGGCAGCUGGGCGGCGUGGAGGGCGCCAAGGUGCGCGCGCCGGCGCCGUGCCACGCGCUCGCCGCGCUCAGCCCCGUGCAGCUCGUCGGCGGCGAGCAGACGCUGUUCGCGGUCACGCCCGACGGCAAGGUGUACGCCACGGGUUAUGGUGCAGGAGGUCGUUUAGGCAUAGGAGGCAUCGAUUCUGUGUCUCAGCCCACUUUAUUAGCAUCUUUACAACACGUCUUUAUUACAAAGGUUGCAUGUAAUUCUGGCGGGAAACAUUGCCUCGCACUAUCCGCGGACGGUGACGUGUUCAGUUGGGGCGAAGGUGAAGAUGGAAAACUUGGCCAUGGCAAUAGAGUGAGCUACGAUCGGCCAAAGCUUAUAACCGCGCUCUCCGGGCUGGAGGUGAUAGCGAUAGCGUGCGGCGGCGCGCACUCCGCGUGCCUCACCGCUCGCGGGCGCAUCUACACGUGGGGCAAGGGGCGCUACGGCCGGCUGGGCCACGGCGACUCGGAGGACCAGCUGGUGCCCAAAAUGGUGGAGGCAUUGGCUAACUAUCGCGUUAUAGAUGUGGCGUGCGGUUCAGGCGAUGCGCAAACUCUAUGCAUUACGGAUGACGACAAUGUAUGGUCAUGGGGUGAUGGCGAUUAUGGAAAAUUGGGACGAGGUGGUUCUGAAGGGUGCAAGUUACCAAUGCGAAUAGAUUGCCUGAAAGGACUGCGUGUGAUAAAAGUGGAAUGUGGGUCGCAGUUCUCCGUAGCACUCUGCCAAUGCGGUAGCGUUUAUACUUGGGGUAAAGGUGAUUAUCAUAGGCUCGGACACGGCAGUUACGAACACGUAAGGCGGCCGAUGCGGGUUACCGGCAUGCAAGGAAAAAUGAUUGUUUCUAUUGCGACUGGAAGUUUGCAUUGCGUGGCGUGCACCGACACGGGCGAAGUGUACACUUGGGGUGAUAAUGACGAAGGUCAGCUCGGAGAUGGAACUACACUCGCAGCUCAAAGACCUAGACUGCUUGUCGCUUUACAGGGUAAGCGCGUAACGAAAGUAGCAUGCGGCAGUGCGCACACGGUCGCGCUAUGCGUGGAGGCGCCGCGUGCGCCGCGCCCGCCGCCGCCGCCGCCGCUCGAGUGCCACUUGCUGAGGGACAUGGCGCCGCUUCAUAUGUGCUAUAGAUUGGUGUUGCUGCAUCAAUUUUCUGAACUCGUGUGCCCGAAUUUACCAUUCCUGAUCUUAGACGGGCCGCUGGAUCAAUUGAGGACAUUAUUGUUCUAUAGUGUGAAGGAAGCUGCGUUUAGAAAGGCCAUAAUGACGACGAUGGUGCGCGAGCGGCAGCACGGGCCGGUGGUGGAGCUGUCGCGGGUGGCGGCGCGGCGCGCGCGGCGCGGCGGCAGCGGGCUGGCGGGCGCGGCGGGCAUGCGCUCCGUGUUCGGGCAGAUGGUGGCGCGCCUGCCCGCGCUCACGCAGGACGCGCUCGCCCUGCCCCACCGCGUGUGGAAGGUCAAGUUUGUCGGCGAGAGCGUAGACGACUGUGGCGGCGGAUACAGCGAGAGCAUAGCCGAGAUGUGCGAGGAGCUACAGAACGGGUCAUUGCCGUUGCUAAUGGCGACGCCCAACGGGCGCGGCGACGCGGGCGCCUCGCGGGAUGCCUUCUUGCUCAACCCCACCGCCAACACACCGCUGCACCUCAAUUGCUUCAGAUUCUUAGGUGUAUUAAUGGGUAUCGCGAUCCGCACGGGCUCCCCACUGUCGCUGUCUCUCGCGGAGGGCGUGUGGCGGCAGCUGGCGGGCCAGCCGCUGCGGCCGCAGGACCUCGCGGAGGUGGACAAGGACUUCCUGCCCGCGCUGCUGUGCAUACGCGAUAUGACGCCCGCCAAUAAGGAAAUUCAAAAUCUCGAGCUGCCAUUCUCAAUCCCAUCAGCAGCGGGUCACGAAGUGCCACUGUCCACGCGUCACAAGCGAGUUACACCGGAUAAUAAAGAUGAAUAUGUGCAAUUGGCGCUGCAUUAUCGGCUACAUGAAUUCGACGAGCAAGUGCGUGCAGUGCGCGACGGGAUAUCGCGCGUGGUGCCCGCGCCUCUGCUCGCGCUGUUUACAGCCAGCGAGUUGGAAACGCUAGUGUGCGGCUCGCCCGACAUACCCGUGCAGGCUUUGCGAGCUUCUGCUACGUACAAGGGCGUGGAGCCGCACGCGCCGCUCGUGCAGUGGUUCUGGGAGGUGAUGGAGGAGCUGUCGGGCGGCGAGCGCGCGCUGUUCCUGCGCUUCGUGUGGGGCCGCACGCGCCUGCCGCGCGCGCCGCAGGACCCGCGCCAGCGCGACUUCGUGCUGCAGGUGCUCGACAAAUAUCAGCCGCCCGAUCACUUCCUGCCGGAGAGUUAUACGUGUUUUUUCCUUCUCAAGAUGCCAAGAUAUUCUUGCAAAGCGGUUUUACGGGAAAAACUACGAUACGCAAUCCACUUCUGCAAAAGCAUAGACACGGAUGAGUACGCGCGCGUGGCCCUCAGCGCGGCGGAGAGGGUUUCCUCCGAGGAGUCGGAUACGGAAGAACCAGCGCCCGCAGCCGCUGCGCCUCCACCGCUGUAUACCAUCACCAGGACGCCCACGUGGUUGUAGGCACAAAGCAUCUUUUGUACCAUUAGCUUUUAUGGUCCCGGACACGAGGCUGUUUGAAACGGGCGAUGGGGAUAGGGAUGGGGUUAUGGAUGGGAAAUAACUAGAGCUCUCAUGGGAUUUAAAUUUUGAAAAAGAACGCAGUGCAUAUUUAUCAAGACGCCAUUAAAAAAUAUAUAUAGAUAUGUUUAAGUAGUUAAAGAAUUCUGGUGAUUCUUUUUUUGUUUUUCAAAAUAAUUUACAUUUUGAAAUUCUUCAUAUUAAAAAAAAAUCAAGUGUACCUAAACUAAUAACUAUUUUAAAAAUGUGAUUCUUAAGUAACUCUAGUUAUUUAACGUCCAUUAUACGAACACUGUGGCAGUCUGAUAGUCGGUACGGAAAUGUUCCUCUUCUGUUAUAUUUAAUUGAUUUCAUAUCCCUACAGUAUUAUUAUAUGUUAUUGUCUUUUCACUUGAGUAUAUUCUAUGUAUAAUUUAAGAAGAGUUAUCGGCAGAUAUUAUUUAACCGGCAGCUAAAUGGGAGAUCUUUUGGUGAAUUAUUUAAAUAGUAUUUAAUAAAUAUGCUGUUUGUUUUCUAAUUUGAAGAGGUAGUAAUGAAUUCGGGACACCAUUAUAAUACAGAAAAUAGGAACACUAUGUAGGAGUUUAAUCUAGUUGUAAGUCUUUAGCUUCCUUUUUUAUACUGCAUUCCAACCAAUUGCAUAUUUGUGCUUCGCAAUGAUUGUGCACAUAUUUUGAUAUUAAAUGUGCUUAUUUGAACAAAAAAUA
This is a messenger RNA of Zerene cesonia (dogface butterfly), 10228 nucleotides long. It is a transcript of the gene HERC2, whose product is annotated as probable E3 ubiquitin-protein ligase HERC2. The transcript has 60 exons. Gene Ontology annotation, molecular function: ubiquitin-protein transferase activity; metal ion binding. The record is from RefSeq and is a predicted model, not a curated record. Gene Ontology annotation, biological process: protein ubiquitination. NCBI's taxonomy places the organism in Eukaryota, Metazoa, Arthropoda, Insecta, Lepidoptera, Pieridae. The coding region runs from base 21 to 9464 and encodes 3147 amino acids.